Trichoderma harzianum CBS 226.95 is the source of this 711-nucleotide messenger RNA. RefSeq lists its product as hypothetical. The transcript has a single exon. NCBI's taxonomy places the organism in Eukaryota, Fungi, Ascomycota, Sordariomycetes, Hypocreales, Hypocreaceae. Bases 417 to 701 code for a protein of 94 amino acids. The record is from RefSeq and is a predicted model, not a curated record.
CUCUCUGACUCAACCUUAACUCAACGUGCCAAAGUCAAUUGCCUGCUGCCAAACUAGCUGUACCAACAUCAUCCGUCACAUCAUAAAAAACCGGCGCUAGCAGCCCCAGGACCCUCCAAGGCUGCUUCCAGAUAGCAGAAUGGGCUGUUGACCAAAAGAGGCCUAGACAUGCGUGCAUUUCCCGCGCUGCUGAUUAAACGCAAAUAGCCCUUUUCGCUCUCUUGCCAACUAACUCGACCUAUCCCCAACUCCUUUCUUUUUGCCUGUGCCAGCUUUAUAUCUUCGUUUAUAUCUCGCAACCGGGCUCGAUCCAUAUACCCUCAUUCCAGGAUCCCCAUCCCCUCGUUGAAGCCACUACCUGCAUUUGCUUGGAUACAUCGGUCACUCCUCUCUCUGGCCCGAUCCACCUCGUAACCAUGGCCUCACUUCUCGACUCGGUCAAGACCCUCAGCCUCAAUGGCUCCGUAAAGGAGGUCAACGGCGACAAGAUUGCCAUUCGCAACAUCUGCUGCGUUGGCGCUGGCUAUGUCGGUAUGUCACCCCUGCGUCUCGUUUAUUUGUCUGUGUCUGUCGACCGACUCCGCUGUCGAGAGUUAACCGGGACUCGAACCGAACUGACGGCUGGACAGGUGGCCCUACCGCCGCGGUCAUUGCUUUCCAGAACCCUCACAUCAAGGUCACCGUUGUCGACCGAGACGUGACCCGUAUCCG